CGUGCUGAGUGUCAGGAUGAGUGGUUAGGGCCGUGCUGAGUGCCAGGAUGAGUGGUUAGGGCCGUACUGAGUGCCAGGAUGAGUGGUUAGGGCCGUGCUGAGUGCCAGGAUGAGUGGUUAGGGCCGUGCUGAGUGCCAGGAUGAGUGGUUAGGGCCGUGCUGAGUGCCAGGAUGAGUGGUUAGGGCCGUGCUGAGUGCCAGGAUGAGUGGUUAGGGCCGUGCUGAGUGCCAGGAUGAGUGGUUAGGGCCGUGCUGAGUGCCAGGAUGAGUGGUUAGGGCCGUGCUGAGUGCCAGGAUGAGUGGUUAGGGCCGUGCUGAGUGCCAGGAUGAGUGGUUAGGGCCGUGCUGAGUACCAGGAUGAGUGGUUAGGGCCGUGCUGAGUGCCAGAAUGAGUGGUUAGGGCCGUACUGAGUUACGUCCUGAGUGUUUGGUGCCAGGAUGAGUGGUUACGGUGGUGCUGAGUGCCAGGAUAAGUUGUUACGACAGUGCUGAGUGGCAUCCUGAGUGUUGGGUGCUAAGAUGAGUGGUUAGGGACGUGCUGAGUGGUGUCCUGAGUGUUGGGUGCCAGGAUGAGUUAUUACGGGGUGCUGAGUGGCAUCCUGAGUGUUUGGUGCCAGGUUGAGUUGUUAUGGGGUGCCAAGUGCUAGGAUGAGUUGUUACAGCAGUGCUGAGUGGCAUCUUGAGUGUUGGGUGCCAGGAUGAGUUGUUACAGUGGUGCUGGUUGCCAGGAUGAGUUAUGGCAGUGCUGAGUGCCAGGAUGAAUUAUGGCAGUGCUGAGUGCCAGGAUGAGUUGUUACAGCAGUGGCCGUGAGUGUAAGGUGUCAUGAUAGUGUGGUGGUCGUGAUGAGUUAGUGCGGUGGUCGUGAGUGUAAGGUGUCGUGACAAGUUAGUGUGGUGGUCGUGAUGAGUUAGUGCGGUGGUCGUGAGUGUAAGGUGUCGUGACAAGUUAGUGUGGUGGUCGUGAUGAGUUAGUGCGGUGGUCGUGAGUGUAAGGUGUCAGGACAAGUUAGUGUGGUGGUCGUGAUGAGUUAGUGCGGUGGUCGUGUGUGUAAGGUGUCGUGACAAGUUAGUGUGGUGGUCGUGAUGAGUUAGUGCGGUGGUCGUGAGUGUAAGGUGUCGGGACAAGUUAGUGCAGUGGUUAUGUGUGUAAAGUGUCGGGAUCAGUUGGUGCAGUGGGGCCUAGUGUCAGGUGAUGGCCACCAAUGUAACUGAUGAGCAUGUAGUACUAAAUACUGUACUGUACAUGUCCUGGCCCAGGCUAGGGUGGGCAGUCAGUCCUUAUUAUCCACCCAAAGAUUUUCUUUGGCUUCUCUUCUCUGAAGUGUUUGGGGCUGGCUUCCCUUGAGGGCUUCCUUGCUUGUGGUUUUCACCCAAGAAUCUGGUACUGUACAAGAAGAAGUAAACAGCAGCCAUGCAUGGACGACCGAAGAGGAAAGGUCCAGACCUUAAAUUUAAAUUUGUGGAAAAUCAAGCACCUCAACCAGUGAGACCUCCACGGGACUUGGACAGCAGGACAACUAUAACCAUGGACGGCAAGGAUGUGGAAGUCUCGGCUGAUGACCUGGAACUUUUGAGAGAACUAGGACGUGGUGCAUAUGGUGUAGUAGAGAAAAUGAGACACAGACCAUCAGACACAAUCAUGGCUGUGAAGAGAAUCACCAGCACUGUAGACAGUCGUGAACAACAGUACCUGCUAAUGGAUCUUGAUGUCUCGAUGCGGUCUGGAGCUUGCCCCUACACAGUCCACUUCUAUGGCGCGCUGUUCAGAGAUGGUGAUGUGUGGAUUUGUAUGGAAGUGAUGGAGACCUCGCUGGAUAAAUUUUACCCUAUGGUGUUCUCACGAGGAAAGAGUUUUCCAGAAGAAUUCCUUGGCAAAAUUGCAUUUUCUCUUGGUCAAAGAUUACAAACAGCGACCAAAUUACAUGCGUCUUCAAGAACACCCCUUCAUAAUGGCACAUGCGAACUCUACUAAUGAUGCAUUUGCAGCCUUUAUCAAUGAAAAUUUACCUCCAACACAACAGUGACAUCAACUUAUUCUAGAUUAGUUUGCUUUUUUUUAUAUGUUACUAAUGUAUUAUAAGAUACAUAAAGAAUUCUUUUUAUUUAAUGAAAAUUUUAAUGAAUAGACGUGUGAGAAAGAAUCCUCAUGUGUUUUGUGUACUGUUUCAGUGUACAAAUAUCCUUUUAUAGGUUACUAGAGUUUAUUGUAAUAUGUUUUAGAGUAAGUCUUGAGGGACUGAAUGCCCUGGUGAUUCCACCAUUUUUGGUGGUUUGUUGAAGUUGUGCUGUCCCCAUGUAAAUAGUUUUUAGACUACAUGAUAAAGAAGCUUUUUGACUACUGUUCUAAAUAUCCUUCAAAUGCAUGUUGUAGUGUGAUCUCGAGCAAUAUUGUGAUGAGUAACUCCUAAAUUUUCUACACAACCGUACACAAACACGUCCAGAUGCCAGGGCAGGUUCUCAGUAGUCUCGGUUUAAAUUUCAGUAUCCGGGUAGUUUUCACCAGCUUUUUUUCUUGUUCUUUCUCUCCUUCCAAGUAUCUUAAAACUGUUUAUGGAAUGUUUUUGGAAAUUGGCCUGUGUGCCCCUUAGAAUUAUGUUAUAUUGUGUACAGUACAAAGAUGCAUCAUUGUGAACUCCUGUUGGCCAUUUUGACCACUUUAAAAAUUAUAAAUUAGCUUUUGAAUUCUUUAGAUGAUAUAUAUUGUUGGUAGUCAUCUCCGUGUUAAGUAUUAUCAUUUGGCUUUAUUAGUAUUUUUUUAUUAUCAUUGAGUAUCCAUUAUUUUUGUUCAGUAUUACACUGUCAUUUUUGUUUUCUUGAAAUGCCAUUGUUAUGUGACAUAAUGUUUGACUUAGUGGUGUGUGAGUAGUGCCAUCCUCUGUGUAAAUGUUCAGCCUUGUCUCUUGUCUUAACUCUAAGUAUUACAUCAUUUUAGAUAUCCUCAGUAGGAAUACCUUACGGUUUUGUCAGGUUUAUUUAUUUUUCUUCCAAGGUAUGUGUAAUAUCUUGAGAAUGUCUCAUCAUUUUGAUACAAAGCUUGCCAUUACCCAGUAGGCACCAUUGGUUGAAAGCAGCCAACGUUACAUACUGUUUACCAUUUAACGUCGGUCGCCUUUAACCAUUAGUUCCCACUCGGUACAGGUAUGAUUACAACAGUAAACUUCUUGUUGAAGUCGGGUCGUGUAGCCCUCUGGUAGCCAUUAUUUUUCCUUGAUUUGUGUGUGAUAUCUUGUCAGUGUCAUCAUAGUGACUUGGAACAUUUAACAGGAAACUUAGCUUCCUUUUGAAAUUGAACAGUGCAUUCCCUGGAGGCCAUUUUUAUAACUGGUUAACAUGAAAACAAAUCUCCAAUACUGCACAUUAUAUCCCCUAGAAUCGAUCACAAGUUAAAAGUCCUACUGUACCACUAUUAGAUAGAGGUAUAGUUACCAUCUGAAUUCAAGAAUAUAUCAUAUUAAUAUAGUGAGAUAUGUUAUUGCUUAAGUUUUUAUUUAGUACUAUAUAGCCAUGUUGGCUUAACACUUUAUUUUUUGUUUAAAUUGCUUGAAAAGUUUUUAUUUAUUAUAUAUAUUAGCAAUUUUUUCAUAGACCUUUGACUAUAUCCACUGACAGUUGUAUGAUUGUAAUUAUAAAAGUAAUAACAUUUAUGAAUAAAUAUUUUAGUAUUA
Molecule: messenger RNA, 3665 nt
Organism: Procambarus clarkii (red swamp crayfish)
Lineage: Eukaryota; Metazoa; Arthropoda; Malacostraca; Decapoda; Cambaridae
Source: RefSeq, a predicted model, not a curated record